GCCGGAGGCCGAGGCGCUGCACUUUGCCAGGCUGCCCAGGCUGCCCACCCCACGCCGUCGACCGGCCACGGUCGCAGUUCCCACAUAUCAUCGGACCGACAAGCCUGCGCCCCCCAAAAAAAACGUCCGUGCGGCGGGGAUAAACUAGCUCGACAUCGUCACAAAAGAGCGCACGAUGACGGCCGCCCGCAAGCCCCAGUCCCAGGGCUCGCGCGAGCUCAUGCACGAGAUGUCCAUCUGGGCGACGCAGCACCGGCCGAAACUCAUCCUGACGGAGUACAUGCGGCGAUUGGUCCUGGCGCAGCCGCCGGACCCCCUCGAGUUCCUGAAGAACGAGAUCCGGACGAACCCCGUCGUGCCCGGGCCUUAUAAUAUUGAGGAGCCCGACACGCGGCCAAUCGCGGAGCAGGAGAAGCGGCUGGACGUGCGGUCGCUGAACACGAAGAAGGCUGCUUUAAGAAGGGUGUUUGAUCGGUUUGCGAACAAGGAAGGGCUGGUCAAGGUCGCGAAGCUGCUCGUGGACUGCGAGGAGAACCCGACCAUAUUACUGGAGGCCUGCCCGAAGCACGCCCGGGAUUUACCCUUGGCGCUGGAGAAGGUCGUCACGGACGGCGGGCUCAUGGACUGGAACGCGUUUAGGGACUGCGGGCUGCUCUGCCUGUCGCAGCCGGGGCUUUCUCCUGGGCAGGAGGCCGACUAAUACAGUUUUUUUA
This is a messenger RNA of Pelagomonas calceolata, 713 nucleotides long. NCBI's taxonomy places the organism in Eukaryota, Pelagophyceae, Pelagomonadales, Pelagomonadaceae. The record is from the annotation of a GenBank genome assembly.